CAGUUCGCAUUUAGCUUUUUGCCAGCACGGCGGCGCUUGCCAAUCUCCAGCGCACGUUACAAACGGCUUGGGGUCUCAGUCCCGCCUCUCGUGGCUCUGAUAAUCGAAAUCCCAACUUAUUUACAUCAAGUGUAUUGCAAUCAAGUAUAAGCCAACAGAAGAUGCAAAUUGCUACCACUUGAUUUAUCGAGUUGAAUUCAGAGGGAAUCUAUUUCUUACCUGGAACGAUAUUUAUUGUUGAACAAUAGCACUAUUAAUCUAAGCAAAAAUGGCUGUGGAUUACGUUUUAGAGGACUUAAUGGGCAAACUGGGUGAAUUCGGCAAAUACCAAUUCGCUCAAUUUUUCCUGCAAGUGCUGUCCGCUUUGACAGCGGGUAUGCACAUGCUGUCCCUGGUGACUGUUGCAUCAGUGCCCGAGCAUCGAUGCUUUAUAGCCGGCGUAGAUAACAGUACCCUGUCCCAGUUGCCAUGGAACUCUACCGCCAUCCUUGACGCCAUUCCAUUAAAGCCAUCCGGCGAGCUGGACUCCUGUCAUAUGUACAAUGCGAGCGCUGGGGAUCACAGCCAGAUACCCUGUGAGAAGUAUGUGUACGAUACAACGUAUUAUAAGACAUCCCGCACCAUCGACUGGGACUUCGUUUGCGAUCGUCGCUGGAUGGGUGCCAUCAUUCAAACAGUCUUUAUGUUGGGUACAUUCACGGGCGCCGUUACGUUGGGUGGCCUGGCAGAUAAGGUCGGUCGCAAGACCGUCUUUUGCUGGUCGGCGCUACUGCAACUAUUUGUCGGCGUAGGCGUGGCUUUCAUCCCGGAAUACUUUUCGGUCAUGGUGGCGCGUUUUAUCCUAGGUAUAGUGGGCUCCGCUGGUGCCUAUAUAUGCGGCUUUGUACUGACCAUGGAGCUGGUGGGCGCUACCAAACGGACAGUAUGCGGCAUUACCUUCCAGGCUGUCUUUGCUGGUGGCAUAAUGCUCGUUGCCGGCUGGGGUGCCAUUAUCAAGGAUCGUCAAAUGCUGCAGGUGGUGUAUGGCUUGCACGGUUGCCUGUUUCUGGCCCAUUGGUGGCUGAUGGAUGAGUCGCCGCGCUGGCUGUGGAUGCAGGGGCGUGCCGCCGAGGCAGUGGACAUUGUGGCAAAGGGAGUACGCAUUAACGGCUCUGGCAUACCCAUAGGCAAGGACUACUAUGUGCAGAAGGCCAAGCAACAGGCUGCUGUUGAGGAGAAGUCGAGUGCUGGUCUCGCGGAUCUCUUCCGCACGCCCAACUUGCGGAUGAAGACCCUGAACGUGUGCCUCUGUUGGUUCGCUAACUCAAUUGUCUACUAUGGCCUAUCGCUGAGUGCUGGCAAGCUUUAUGGCAAUCCCUAUCUGAUACUGUUCCUUAUGGGUCUGGUGGAGUUCCCUAGCUAUAUAACCAUUGUUUUUGUCCUGGAUCGCCUGGGACGUCGCUCCAUCACCUCCACUCUGAUGCUUGGUGGCGGCUUCUGUUGCAUCGUGGCCGCCUUCAUAGCUCAGGGUACCACACUGUCCACGAGUAUUGUGAUGCUGGGUAAGCUGCUUAUUGCUGGAUCCUUUGCCGUCAUCUACAACUACUCGGCGGAGCUGUUUCCCACUGUGGUGCGCAACUCAGCCAUGGGAUUGGGCUCAAUGUGUGCCCGUCUCUCUGGCGCUCUGACACCCCUGAUUACUCUACUCGGCGAUUCAUUUGAUCCGAAGAUUCCGGCUGUGCUGUUCGGCGUGGUUGCCUUAGUGUCCGGCUUCUGGGUUAUGUUCCUGCCGGAAACAAUGAACAAGCCAAUGCCAGAGUCCAUUGAGGAUGGCGAGCGCUUUGGCAAGGGUGAUACCUGGUUCAGCCAAUGUGCUGGCCGGAAGCCACGCCAGGAUAGUAUUUAUCCCGACGAUCCUGAGCAAAUGGUGCCGCUCAAGACCAUCGAAAGUAAAUAAGAUAUGCCAAAGUUUUGUUUUUUGUUUUGUUUUGUUAAGCCUAAGACACAUCUAUACUGACACACACCCACACACACAUGCACUCCCACUAUCAGCUGCUUUUGCGCUGUUUAGUUAGCUUUCAUCAUGUUAAUAAAUUACAUAAAAUACA
Molecule: messenger RNA, 2087 nt
Organism: Drosophila navojoa
Lineage: Eukaryota; Metazoa; Arthropoda; Insecta; Diptera; Drosophilidae
Product: organic cation transporter protein
Biological process (GO): transmembrane transport
Cellular component (GO): membrane
Molecular function (GO): transmembrane transporter activity
Source: RefSeq, a predicted model, not a curated record